GGCCAGAGGGACAGCAGCGCAGAGCCGGGAGCUGUCCGGGAGUUGUCCGGGAGCUGUCCGCGCGCCCGUCCAGCUCACUCAGAUGUGGCCGCCGCGCGCGCUGUGGGCCGCCUGCCUGCUGGCGGGGCUCCGCGGGGCACAGGCCUCGUCAGAGUCCAUCAUGGACAUGAUCAACACGCAGGAGGUGGAGCGCUUCCUGGCGCAGCGCGCGCACAACGCGAGCCGCGAGCAGCGCCGCUUCCUGCAGCAGAACGCGCUGGACGAGUCGGAGGCGGACGGCGAGACGCCGCCCCCGGCGCCCCUGGGGCCCGGCCCGGGCAAGGGCUCGCUCGCCCCGCUGCCGCCGCCGCCGCCGCCGCCGGCCGGCAACUCCUCCGCCGGCCUGGACAAGCUGCUGCGCUCCAGCAAGACGGCGCUGGAGGUGACGACGCGCGACUACCUGAAGCGCGACUGGUGCAAGACGGAGCCCCUGGUGCAGCGGGUGCGCGAGGACGGCUGCCUCACGCGCACCAUCGUGAACCGCUUCUGCUACGGCCAGUGCAACUCCUUCUACAUCCCGCGCAGCCCUCGGCGGCGGGGCGCGCGGCGCAGGGACCCGGGGGACGAGGAGGCGGCCGCCGCCUUCAGGUCGUGCGCCUUCUGCAAGCCCAAGCUGGCGUCGUGGAUCACCGUCACGCUGCGCUGCCCGUCGUCCGUGCCGGCGCUGCGGCGCAAGCGGGUGCAGCGCGUCAAGCAGUGCAAGUGCAUCGCCGAGCUGCUGCACUGAGUGCAUCCCCCCCCCCUCCGCCCCCUUGUUGUCGUGCCCGGGUCGUCCCCGGGGUCCUCCACUUCCCCCCUCCUCCUCCUCGCCCCAGCUACUAGCGCGCUGCUACCGAAGAGAGCGGCUCGAGUAUUUCUCAACGAUGUCGUAUUUCAGGCUGCUGCUUCUUAAUUAAGCUGUUCGGGAUAUUUGAUUUUUCUUUGACUGAGAUAUCUGUGAAAAUGUUUAUAAGAUAAUUACCAGUUAUUUCACGUAAUUUGUUUUUUUGAAUUGGCUAAAUUUCAUUAGUUAGACCUCUUCUUCUUAUUCGAUACAAAUAUGCCAAUUUCACUGAAUCGCGCUCGAGCAGUAUUUCAGCAAGAAUAAUGUCGCCCCAUGCAAUUGUUGUAGCUACACACCUUUCGUUGAAAACUCGCAUUAUAUGACAAUGGUGCAUACAUUUUACAGUCACCGGAAUUUUAUCUUACGUACAUACAGUUGCUCGAGGAUAGUUGCUUCAUUGUCGUUGAAGGCAGUCAAAAAUUAAAACUGCCAAACGUUUUAAGGGUAGUUUAGUUGGUUUUUAAUUUUUUUAUGUUCGUGUGAUGAAGAAUCGGAUCAAUUAAAGAGGUUAAAAGUGGUUUAAAUGUAUUUUGAACAUUUUUAAGUUGUGAGACAUCCAUAGCUUGCAAAAAACUGCAUGAAGUGUAAAAUUUUACUUUUUCUUCUUCAAAAUAUUCCCCAUAAGAGAUGUUGCCAUUAUUUUUUUUUUUAGUUGUAUGUUAUUAAUUCAUACAUUCCGUUUAAGCUCCAGAUUGAAUUUUUAGAUAUUAUACUUUAAAUGUUUUACAUUCAUUAACGACAAUAUGUAGCAGGAAAAUUAGGCAUUCAUAAAUAAGCCCAACCCUAUUCUAAGCGCUUACUUCUAAGUUUGCUACAUUGAGAAUACUUAGCUAUCACACGGGAUUUGAACUUGAAAAUGACAAAACAAUUUGUUUUAAUUAUACACAUCUCACUGGAUUCGUAAUCAGCGCAAAGAAUUUUAGUUUUUUUGAGUGAGAUUUUGUUGGAUAAUGUGAAUUUAAUGUAGAAAGUCCGCGGGUUAGUAUAUUGCCAACUGGCUGCGCUCAUAGAAGCAAUAGUCGUAAUCAAUACACCGGAUCAUUGUUAUUAAUAAAUGUGCUGUUUUAGAUGAAGAAGAAUAAUGCCGGUAUCUUGCAGCUGUAGCUCAUUUAUAUCUUGGAAGGUGCCAAAUACCUUCAGUUAAAAGUAAUCUGUGAUUGUAGCAGGAAUGAAAAGCUUUCUAAGUCUUCAUAGGUUUAAAUAUAAAAUUAGUAGUAAAAAUGUUCUAAAAAAAGAUCAGUAGUAAAUGUUGAAUGUAAGUAAAGAAUAAAUGUAUAUUAAUUGAAUCCUUUUCAGAAAGCGCGGUGUUUCAAACGUAGUAAGGUUUGCUGUACCUGAUUAAUGCCUAUUAAGAUACAAAAAAACCGUGAUACAUUGCUACAAUGUAAUACUUUGGCUGAUAGUUCUUAUUGUACCGAAAACGAUAUAAUAAUACUUUUAAAACCGCAGUAUUUCUAGUAGGUCAAACAACAAGAUAUUGUUAAAUUUGGAAAUAUAUGUCAAAGAUUCACUCAAAUGUAUAAAUUUGUAAAAAAAAAAUGUGUAUCAUUCUUCAGAUUGUGUUAGUC
Molecule: messenger RNA, 2430 nt
Organism: Bacillus rossius redtenbacheri
Lineage: Eukaryota; Metazoa; Arthropoda; Insecta; Phasmatodea; Bacillidae
Product: gremlin-1-like
Exons: 2
Coding region: 83-766 (227 amino acids)
Biological process (GO): animal organ morphogenesis
Molecular function (GO): receptor ligand activity; BMP binding
Source: RefSeq, a predicted model, not a curated record